CCGUCAGCAAAUUAAAAGUGCCAAGUUCUACUUUGUCCGUUAACUAACCCUCACGCCAUUUAUCUUCUUCUUCUUCUUUUUUUUUUUUUGGUUCACAAUAAUAAUCCAAAACUGCCGUCUGCCACCAGCCUUCUUCCUUAUUUAUAAUAAAACUGUUUCACAACUCAUGGCCAUAUCCAUAAGAACGAAACCCAAAAAAAAGAAAAAGAAAACUGAAAAACUAUUGGGAAUAGAACAGUAGGGGUAGAGCCAUGACUUUCCUUCCGGUCAACGCUAUUGCGAAUCUACGAAUGCUAUUUCUGUUGAUCGGAGCAUGUUGUAUUCUGGUUGGAGUCAAUGGUGGAUGGGAUGAGGAAGUAGGAUUACUGAGAAGAGGACGCAGCGGCGCAGGAGGAGGAUAUCAGCGAGAGUUCGAUUACUUCAAGCUAUCUCUCCAAUGGCCAGGCACCUAUUGCCGAAGAACUCGCCGUUGUUGUUCUUCCAACGCCUGUUGCAGCCGCUCGAACUCGCCACCUGUAUUCACAAUUCAUGGACUUUGGACAGAGUACAAUGAUGGAACCUGGCCUGCCUGCUGUUCCGGUAAAGCAUUUGAUGAGAGAGAGAUUUCGACAUUGCUCGUGCCCUUGAGGAAGUAUUGGCCUUCUUUAAGUUGUGGCUCCCCCAGAUCUUGCCAUCACAAAAAAGGACCAUUCUGGGCACAUGAGUGGGAAAAACAUGGGACAUGUGCUUAUCCAGUUGUCCAUGAUGAAUAUGAGUUCUUUUUGACUACGUUGAAUGUUUACUUCAAGUAUAAUGUUACAGAAGUUUUGUUUGAAGCUGGAUAUGUACCAUCAGAUUCCGAAAAGUAUCCAUUAGGAGGCAUCAUUUCAUCAAUUGAAAAUGCUUUCCAUGCAACCCCAGAGUUAACAUGCUCAGGCGAUGCCCUGGAGGAACUUCGUAUAUGCUUCUAUAAGAAUUUUGAGAGGUUAGAAGCAGCAAUACAACAGCAGCUUCUUAGUCUACAGAAUAGUCUCUGGUUGGUGAAGCGUAGUGACAAUACAAGUUUCUGCUUGGGACAGAUCAAUACUUUAACACAUGCAAAUGUACAAGUGGAUGAAUAAUAUUUGCUUGUGAACUUUCAGUCUAUAAUCAAUGUAACUUUAAGCAGAUUAAUAUUUUCCUUUUAUGCUAUUUCCAGUCUACUAAAAUAACUUUUCGACAUGGUUUAUCUUUGCUUGUGCAUAAAUAUAAAGAACAGUUGGUGGAA
Molecule: messenger RNA, 1246 nt
Organism: Nicotiana attenuata
Lineage: Eukaryota; Viridiplantae; Streptophyta; Magnoliopsida; Solanales; Solanaceae
Product: ribonuclease 2-like
Exons: 8
Coding region: 252-1100 (282 amino acids)
Biological process (GO): RNA catabolic process
Cellular component (GO): extracellular region
Molecular function (GO): RNA binding; ribonuclease T2 activity
Source: RefSeq, a predicted model, not a curated record